AUGCAGUUUUUAAUGGCUGGAAACCUUUCAAAUCCCACUUUCACAUUUAAUCUUAAAAUUGCUAAACUUGAUAUCCAUCCCAAAGCAAUAUAUCCUGUGUUCUUGGCUGGAGCUCUGAUCUACGUGUUCUCUGUGGUCUGCAAUGGAAUCCUUCUUGGACUGAUAAUCACUCAGAGAAGCCUUCACAAGCCGAUGUUCUACAUCCUGUUCAGUCUUCCUCUAACCGAUUUAAUCGGAAUCACAGUCGGUCUGCCCAGGGUUCUUGUGGACAUUUUAACAGAAACAAAUGAUGUGUAUUACCCUACGUGUGUUCUUCAGGCUUUUUUGCUACAUUUGUAUGCAGGUUCAAUACCUUUUCUACUGGCAGCCAUGUCGGUAGACCGGUACAUAGCAAUAUGCAACCCACUCAGAUAUAAUUCUAUCAUGACUCCCUGCAAAAUAUGUGGAAUCAUAGUGCUGGCAUGGGGCCUUGACUUUGUCUUAAUAAUAGUGUUGUUUUCACUUCAGUCUAGAAUGGUAAAAUGCAAGUCUUUUAUUACCAACGUGUACUGUGACAAUGCAUCUUUGCUUUUGCUUUCAUGUGGAGGGGAUUUGAUUGUGAACAACAUUUAUGGUUUAUUUAUAACAGCAUUUAUACAGAUCAGCAGUAUCUCUAUCCAGCUGUUCUCUUAUACGCAGAUUCUCAUCACAUGUAUAAAACAAACACAUGCUGAUUCAAGAGUUAAGGCUCUAAAUACAUGUAUAGCCCAGAUCGCAAUUUUUUUCCUCUUUGAAAUAGUUUCAACCGUUGCUACAUUAUCAUAUCGGAUCCCCAGCAUCUCUUCCAAUGCACAGAGGAUUUGUGGUUUAAUGAUUUACACAGUCCUUCCGACUGUCAAUCCAGUCAUAUAUGGAAUGAACCAUCAUGAGGUCCGGAUUAACUUAAUCAAGAGAUGCCACAGAGAGCUUUUGUAUGAGGACUGAAAAUACCGCGUGAUGCCUCGUGAUCCAAUGAAAAGAACUAUUAUAUGUAUGCACAGGAAGCGGCUAUGUUAAUCACGCCCUCGGGCCGGCAAGCACGGGAUAUCUAUGCAUGACUGUCACAUGUCUUGUGACCACCUACUUCCUGCCCUGUCUG
Molecule: messenger RNA, 1117 nt
Organism: Sinocyclocheilus grahami
Lineage: Eukaryota; Metazoa; Chordata; Actinopteri; Cypriniformes; Cyprinidae
Product: putative gustatory receptor clone PTE01
Exons: 3
Coding region: 1-963 (320 amino acids)
Biological process (GO): detection of chemical stimulus involved in sensory perception of smell; G protein-coupled receptor signaling pathway
Cellular component (GO): membrane
Molecular function (GO): odorant binding; olfactory receptor activity
Source: RefSeq, a predicted model, not a curated record